This is a messenger RNA of Cataglyphis hispanica, 3776 nucleotides long. RefSeq names its product probable phosphorylase b kinase regulatory subunit beta. Lineage: Eukaryota; Metazoa; Arthropoda; Insecta; Hymenoptera; Formicidae. Bases 291 to 3608 code for a protein of 1105 amino acids. Gene Ontology annotation, cellular component: phosphorylase kinase complex. Gene Ontology annotation, biological process: glycogen metabolic process. The record is from RefSeq and is a predicted model, not a curated record. The transcript is spliced from 18 exons. Gene Ontology annotation, molecular function: calmodulin binding.
ACUGAUCUGUGAUCUCUGUGAUCGUUUGACCGUAUAGUGUGUUUUUAAUCGAAAGAAUUUAAACAAAAAUUUCUCGAAUUGUGAUUUCUAUGAGCAGAAUGAAUUAUUUAAUAAUUUUUUAAAUGAUAUUAAAUGUGAAAUAACAAUUUAAUUACAUAAGUCAGCAAUGUAUGAUGUUGACACAGAAUAAAUAUAAUUAUCAAUAAUACAAUAUAUAUAUACGUAUAGAUAUGUAGCUAUCCAUCGUUGAACUAAAAAUAACUUGCAUAGAUAACAGGCACAAAUGUAAAAUGGCUACUUUAUCAACUUUAUCGACAACAUCGUCGAACACAAAAAGACUCUCGCAGAUUAGAAAUAUGCGACAAGGCAGCGUGAUAGAUAUAGAUGCCGAUAUGUUUCUCAAAAUAUCAAACUACGAGGAUACCGUCAGACAAUUGGAUAUAUAUUACGGAAUUGUCAAACGGCAACUGUUACGUCAUCAGAGCUGCAUAACAGGCUUAUUUCCACAGAUUUCUACUGAUAAGAAGACUGGCAGUGUGCGCGAAAGUAUAUAUUGUGCUGCUGCAGUAUGGAGCCUUUAUCAAGCAUAUAGACGUAUCGAUGACGACCGCGGGAAGUCUUAUGAGUUAGGACAAUCCGCGGUAAAAUGUAUGCGAGGUAUCUUGGAAUGUUGGAUAAAGCAAUCUUCUAGAGUAGAGCUCUUUAAGAAAAAUCAAUGUGAUCGCUAUGCGUUGCAUUGUAAAUUUCAUUUGGACACUGGCGACGAAAUUUAUACGGAUGCUAACUACCAUCAUUUACAAAUUGACAUCGUAUCCCUUUAUUUGAUAUUUUUGGUACAAAUGAUUUCUUCCGGAUUGCAAAUUAUAUAUACGCAAGAUGAAGUAGCCUUUGUGCAAAAUUUAGUAUAUUAUGUUGAAAGGGCGUAUCGUACGCCAGAUUAUGGCAUGUGGGAACGUGGAAGUCGAUAUAAUGAUGGAACUCCAGAAAUUCAUGCUAGCUCUAUCGGGAUCGCCAAGAGCGCACUGGAGGCGAUCAAUGGCUGUAAUUUAUUUGGGGAGAAGGGAGCAUCCUGGUCUGUGAUAUACGUCGAUAUUGAUGCUCACAAUCGUAAUCGCAGUAUUUUUGAGACAAUGCUUCCAAGAGAAUCUAGUUCAAAGAGUGUAGACGCAGCUUUACUACCAACGAUUUCAUUUCCUGCCUUUGCGACCCACGAAGAAGUUCUGUACAAUGAAACCAAGGCAAAUAUAGUUGGCAGAUUGAAAGGCAAUUAUGGCUUUAAACGAUUCGGAAGAGAUGGUUAUAAAACAGUGCUAGAAAAUAAGCAGCGACGGUAUUAUAAAUCUGGAGAAAUCAAGGAUUUUGAUAGUAUCGAAUGCGAAUGGCCACUGUUUUACAUAUUCAUGAUAAUAGACGGCGUGUUUAAGAGUUUGCCGGAGCAAGUGGAGCAAUAUCAAACUUUAUUGAAAGCAAGAGUGCACAAGGAUCUCAAUGGGGAUCCAGUUAUUCCUAUGUACUAUUAUGUACCCAUUGAAAAUUUGGAAGCCGAAAGAAAUGAACCAUGCAGUGCUUAUCGUUUACCGAGCGAUGAAGGAAGAGGUUCUAGAUCUGUAGAUCAGGAUGCGCCAAUGUACCUGUGGAAUCAAGCUAUGUUUGUGAUCGCGCAAUUACUCACCGCUGGCCUCCUACACAUUAACGAAUUAGAUCCGAUACGUCGAUAUUUGCCAUCGUACAAUCGUCCAAGGCGAGCGGGAAGAUAUUCUGCUUUUCAGGCAAAGCCCAACAUUGGCACUCACACCGACCUAGUAGUACAAAUAGUUUUAAUCGCAGAAUCUAUGCGAUUGCAAGCCAUGAUGGCCACAUAUGGUAUUCAAACACAAACGCCACAUGAAGUUGAGCCCGUUCAGAUUCUUUCAUCCACUCAAUUAGUGAAGGUUUAUCAAAAGUUAGGAGUGAAUAAUAAGCUAAAUCUCCAAGGACGACCUGCGCGACCUAUAGGUUCUCUAGGGACAAGUAAGGUGUAUAGAGUCUGUGGUAUGACGGUGCUCUGUUAUCCUUUAAUCUUCGAGGUGUCCGAGUUUUAUUUAUACAGAGACAUGGCUCUACUGAUCGAUGAUAUUAAAACGGAAUUGCAAUUCGUAGGCAAAUAUUGGCGUCUCUCCGGCCGACCUACUGUAUGUCUUUUAAUACGGGAGGAACAUAUGCGAGAUCCGCAAUUUAAAAAGAUGUUGGACCUCUUUGCGAUGUUAAAAAAAGGCUACUGCGAUAAGACGAAAGUACGCAUCGGCCGUCUACAAAAUCUGAUUUCAUCAUCUUGCAUUGAGCAUCUGGACUUUGUAAAUACAAUGGAAACAGAUCUGGAUUUAACGCAAUUUAGACAACUGCAACAUGAUUAUAUUGGUUAUCAAAGUCUUACGGAUGUUCCAAGAGCCAUCGCUUACGCAGAAGACGUCACCGACUAUUCUCAUAUGAUAAAUGAACCUCUAGGCAAUAUAUUAAACGAACUUCGUAAUAGCAUUGGCUUAUAUGCUAAGUGUCAACUAUAUGGUAUCCUGAUAAAACGGGAAGGAAUUAAUUAUGAAAUUAAUGGAACAACAGUCCGUGAUCAUUUGAGAUCAUUAUAUCAACAAGCUGGAUCAUUAAGAUUCUGGAUAGCUGUACGUUACUGUAGCAGUUUGUUGAAUCACACAGUGGACAGCAUUAGUCCUUUUAUUACUGGUGUACUAGUCAAAGGAAAGCAGAUCGCAGUGGGAGUGAUCGGGCAGGAAGAAACAGUGUUCGACAAACCGAUGACGCCGGCGGAAAUACAAUCAGUGAUGUAUUCCACGAUACAACCGCACAAUGUGGUACAGGCUGUGCUUCAACAAGAGAUUCUGCUGUACUGCGGCAGACUUAUUGGUACUAAUCCAGAAAUGUUUAAAGGCAUACUAAAAAUACGUAUCGGAUGGGUCUUGGAAGCGAUAAAGCUCUACUUGCAAAUGUUCGUGAAGAAUGCCAAACCAGUUGAGAAUUAUAGUCCUUACGAAAUUCGGCAAUUCCUCAUUAAAGUAUUGACUGUCAAGGAAUGGGCUCAUACAGAAAAUCUGACAGUGCUUGGCCGCCGGAAAAUUGAGGGUUGCUUAUGUAGAGUGCCGGCACACUUUUAUAAUCAAGUAUGGGAGGUUUUGAUGCGCUGUCCCGGUGGUAUCGUAGUGAACGAACGCGAAUUACCUCAGCAGCCUACCGUGUCCAGCAUGACACGUUCCGAGAUCACGUUUGCCUUGCUUGUAGAGUCCUUGCUACAUCACAUACAGAUGCCGGAAUACCGUCAGAUCGUAGUUGAACUAUUAAGUAUUGUAUCGACUAUCUUGCUUCGAAAUCCGGAAUUAAGUUUUCAGAAACAGCUGCAUCUCAACCAGCUUGUGGAAGAUAGUUUCAUCAUGUACUGUAAGGAUCACAAUUUAUCAAAUAGCGAUGAUAAAUCGUCCUUUUUCUCUGCACAUUACUCGGUGACUACAGGAUAUCUUGCUAGGGCCGUAGUCAACAACGUUCUUACUGGUGGUUGCGUGACUACUAUUGUAGAUCCCAGCGAUGUCGUCGAAUCACCCCGAGAAAUGUGUAAAAUUACAUAACGAUACAAGUCGAUUAUUAAGGAAAUUGAAGAUUUGAGAAAGAUUAUUAUAAUAUUAGUAAGAAAGUACUACAUGUAGAGGUGUAUAAUGUAACUCGCUAUGUAUAUAUAUAUUUUCAAGUUCGUAGAUAAAACACGGCGAUGAUAUAAAGAGCCGAUCAAGUUUCAA